AUGCCCUCAUCAGAAGAAAUAAAUAAAUUACUUACAACUAUAAUAAAAGAAUUAGAAGAUCAGCAUUCCGAACAGUUUGCAAGUUUUAAGUCAGAAUUAAUUCCCCCAGCAGAAAGGAGAAAAAACCUCCCCCUCAAAGUUAAAUCAUAUUUUCCCUUUACAAAGAAAGAAAAAUACGAAAUUAAAAAGGGUGAGUUAAUAAGUUUGAUAGAAUGGACGACUUGUCUUCAACAAUUAUUAAAUGAAAAAGACGGGGAAAUCACCAACCUAAAAAACGAAGCCGAAUCUAAUGGCAGUGGUUUUAAACAAUUAAAAAGUAGGUAUGACACUCUAAAAAAAAGUUUUGAUUGGUCUGAACAAGCCAGGGGAGAAUUGGAUAAAGAAAAUCGACAAUUAAAAGAUGAAAACGAGCGAUUAGAAGGAGAAAAUAGUUUACUAAAAUUUGAGAAUUCAACUUUGGGAAAAGGAAGAAAAGAUUCUGGUUAUGAGGAAGAUGAUGAUAGAAAGCAGUCUAAUAGUCAGAUAGAGGAGUUAAAGAGAAAAAAGCAGGAAUUAGAGGCCAAAAAUCAAGAAUUAGAACAGCAAUUAGCCGCCGCCAAUCCUUCAUCCACCGCAUAUUAUAAUAAACACCUCCUUGAUGAAAUUGAUGUUCUCCAAAAAGCCAAAAUAAGAGAUAAUGGAGAAAUUGCCGCUCUAAAACAAAAUUCACUUUUGAAAGAUGGCAAAAUUGGCCUAUUAAAAAAUCAAAAUCAAACUCUAACUACUAAGUUAAAUGAUGCUCUCCGAGAAAUAGAACAAUUAAAAAAACACACUUGCCCGACAGGGGAAGAUAGUUCAGUAGUAGACGGUUUACGCCAGCAAUUAGCAAAAGUCGAGCAAGAAAAAGCCCAGGUCAAACAAGAAUUAGAAACCGUCCAAGAUGACCGAGACAGAAUUAAGGAAGAAAGUGAUAGGCAAGCCGAAGAAGUGGGAAAAAAAGAAAGUCAAAUUGCUACUCUGAUUAAUGAAAAAAAUGAAAUUGAGGGAAAAUUGCAAAAUCUAACGAUUAAAAAAAACGAGUUAGAAACUAAUUUAGCCAAUGCCCAAAAUGAACUAUCAGCAAAGGAAAAAGAGAAGGAGGGUUUGAUAUCAAGUUUAGCCGCCGAAACCCAAGCCAAAAACGAGGCUCAAGCGAAAUUAAAUAACACCCGCGAGGAGUUAAAAAAUAAAACUGCGGAGGUAAAGCAAAUUCAAACGAAAAUUAACACUCUUGACAGUCAGUUAAAAGACACACUUCAAUCUUUGCAUGGUUUACAAGAAGAAAAUAAAGAAUUAUCAAAAAGGCCGCCAUUAGACGACUACAAUAAACUAAAAAACGCCUUAGCCCAAGCCCAAGAAGAUUUAAUUCUGGCCGAUAACCGCAUUGAUGAACUAAUUGCUGAACGGGAUGCCCGUCCGGAUAUUACCCAAACUGAAUAUGACAACCUAGUCCGAAAAGCCCAGCAGUUAGAUGCCGAACAAAAAAAAGUGGAACUUCUCCAAAACAAAGCCCACAGUCUCCAAGGCGAAUUGGCUACUGAAAAAGCCGCCCACUCCCAUACCCAAGGGCAGUUAACUAAUGCUAACCUCAAACUGGCUACCUAUGAAAAUUACCUAAAAAGUGAAUUAAAGAUAGUUGACUUAACUGACUUACCAACUCUACCGGCCGAACAAAGUUUAACCGAUUUAAUUGCUUUCUUUAACCUUCAUAGCCAGCAUGAUUGUUGCAACCCACUGCAUAGUGAUUAUGACAAUCUAAAAACCCGUUUAGAACAAGCCGAAGCCGACCGCGACCAAUUGGCAACUGAAACCGAAGAAGUGAAAAAUCUAAAAACCCGAAUUGAAAACGAUUAUCACAAAGAAAAGCAAACACGGGAAAAAGUGGAGCAAGAAAGAGAUAAUUAUCAGCAACAACUCAGUCAACAAGAAAAAGAAAUAAUUACCAAAUUUAUCACGGAAUUAAAAUUAGUUAAUUGUAAUGAAAAUAGUUCUCCGGAAAAAGUUAUUGAAGUCAUUCAACAGUUAUUAAUAAAACCUGAUAAUAAUUCAGAUACUCCGUUUGGUGAAAGUUUAGCCAAUAUUAAAAAAGUAGACCUCAAAAUGUUCCAAAAUCUUGGGAUAACCCCAUCCAAAGAAUUCAAAAAUGAUAUUGAAAAAGUGAAUAAUUACCAAGAAUUAGUAGAUUUGCGUCAACAAGAAAUUAAGGCUCACCUAGCCCAAGAAAAUAGUCGUUUCCAAACUGUUAAUCAAGAAAAAGGUCAAUUAAUUAACCGCCAAAAAAAUGAAAGAAUAAUUUUUAUUGCUCUCUUAAUAGUCGGAGCCAUCACAGCGACAUUUUUGAGUUGGCAAAUUAAGAAAACUCAAAACUCCAAUAAAAAGUAUCGCCGGGAACACCAGAGCAUUCAUCAACAAUUAGCCGAAUUGCGGCAAGAGAUGAGGGUUAUACUUUCCACCGUUCUUAAACGAGAAAAAUCACCUGCUGCGGAGAAUGGUUUGUCGGAAAAAGAAAUUGGGGAAAAGUUAGGAAUUAAACAAGUUGAUAAAUUAGAAUAUCUUUUAUUUCGCCAUAUCGAUUACUUUACUUUGGAUGAAUUAGUUGAUUAUGCUGGUGAAUUGUUUCCUUCUUUUCACUUAGCCAUUCAUGAAGAACCUUUUAUUCCG
Molecule: messenger RNA, 2679 nt
Organism: Ambispora leptoticha
Lineage: Eukaryota; Fungi; Glomeromycota; Glomeromycetes; Archaeosporales; Ambisporaceae
Source: the annotation of a GenBank genome assembly